AAGGAGCCCGUAAGGCUUUAGGAAGAGAGAGGUAGUAAUAGGAAAUCAACGUACCUUGGUUUACCUUUUGUUUUUGUUUUCAUUUUUAUUUUAAUUUUGUGUGGAGUGCCAAUAUCUGCGGUGCAUUUCUGCAGCAGCGAACUGGGUAUUGCUUGUUUUUUUUCCACAAGCCACUUUCUGUUUGAUAUACAGUGCUGCAUUGGGUGAAUUGUGCGUUGAAUUACGGCUGCAAUCUAUGCCUGCAAUGAGGAGAAAAAAGGACUGAAUAAAAUGUGAUACUUUCUCUGGCAGUGCUGGACACAGAAUGAAAACCAUCGAACCAUUCGAGAGGCAAGUUCUUUGAUAUUUUCCCAGAAGACUGCAUUUUACUUUAUUAUUUUCAAACACGAUUUUGAAGUGACUGUGCCCAUUUGUUUUGAAUUCGAUUCAUACCGUGGAGCCUAGUCACGAUGAAGCACGCCUGAAAGGAGUUAAAAAAAAUGAGGAAGCAAUUUUUAAAAGAGAUACGAAAAAGACAGAGGCCUCGUCCUUUGUAGGCCCGGAUCUGGGGGGAAAAAGGGGGAAAGGGGCACAGAAGCCCGAUAAAUAAAAACCGGAAUAAAAUGGGAUACAACGAGACACGCGAGGAGAAGAGAAGCGUAGACAUUUUAUUAAUGACGGCGGUUUGUUCAAGUUUGCCUCUCCGAACAAAAAGAAGUACUUUCUGUCUUUAACAUUAAAACUGAUUAUUUUUAAAAUAAAUGAAGAUUUUCAAUUGAUGGGUUCUUGGCUGACUGCGUUCCCAUUCCCUGCGAUUCGUUCUCCGUUUAGUUAUCUCUCUUUUUAUUUUUGAUUUAUUUUAUUGAAUUUUGAUCUGGAUCCAGCGUUGAUAUUGUUCAAUGGAAGUAUGUUAUCAGUUGCCGGUUUUGCCUCUGGACAGGCCGGUCCCCAAGCAUGUUCUCAGCCGGAGGGGAGCCAUCAGCUUCAGCUCCAGCUCCUCUCUCUUCGGAGCCCCUGAUCCGAGACAGCUGUCACAGAGACGUGGGGCAAUCUCCUAUGACAGUUCUGAUCAAACCGCUCUCUACAUUCGUAUGCUAGGAGAUGUGAGAGUGAGAAGCCGAGUAGGCUUUGAACCAGAACGAAGAGGCUCUCAUCCGUACCUGUCUGUCGAUUUCCGAAUUUUGCACUCCCGGCCCGAAUCCGCAGGGCCCGUUUCGACUCGGAAGAUCCGCAGGCUGCUCAGCUUCCAGAGGUACCUGCACUCCUCCCGGUUCCUCCGCGGCAUCUCCCCCCAGAACCCCCUCCACAUCCUGGAUGACGACUACACCGGCCAAGCCAAGUGUAUGCUGGAAAAAGUUGGAAGCUGGAAUUUUGACAUAUUCCUCUUUGAUAGAUUAACAAAUGGAAACAGUCUCGUCAGCCUGACAUUUCAUUUGUUUAAUCAUUAUGGAUUAAUUGAGCUCUUCCAAUUAGACAUGGUAAAACUCCGUAGAUUUUUAGUAAUGGUUCAAGAAGACUACCAUAGGCAGAAUCCUUACCACAACGCUGUCCACGCCGCUGAUGUGACUCAGGCCAUGUACUGUUACUUAAGGGAGCCCAAGCUGUCCAAGUCCCUGACCUCCUGCGAUAUUCUCCUGGGGCUGUUGGCAGCAGCAACCCAUGAUCUGGACCACCCAGGUGUCAAUCAGCCUUUCCUCAUCAAAACCAACCAUUACCUAGCUGCGUUGUACCGGAAUACCUCAGUUCUGGAGAAUCACCACUGGAGGUCAGCGGUUGGGCUGCUCCGAGAGUCCGGGCUGUUCUCUCACCUUCCUGCUGAAGACGGACUGAAUAUGGAGAGGCAGCUGGGGUCUCUGAUUCUGGCCACCGACAUCAGCAGACAGAAUGAAUACCUGUCAAAGUUCAGGGAACAUUUGGACAAGGAGGACCUCUGCCUAGCAAAUGCCAGCCAUCGACACUUCGUUCUCCAGAUGGCUCUGAAGUGUGCAGACAUCUGUAACCCCUGCAGACCCUGGGAGCUCAGCAAACAGUGGAGUGAGAAGGUGACGGAGGAGUUCUUCCACCAAGGAGACAUUGAAAAGAAACACAAACUUGAAGUCAGCCCACUAUGUGACAGCCAAACAAACUCUGUUGGGAAAAUUCAGAUCGGCUUCAUGAUGUACGUGGUGGAGCCGCUGUUCGCCGAAUGGGCCCGAUUCUCCGACACGCGCCUGUCCCAGACCAUGCUGGGCUACCUGGGCCUGAACAAGGCCGGCUGGAGCGGGAUGCUGCAGGCUGGCGGCACCGAGGAGCCGGACCCGGCUGCGGAGGACCCAAACUCCAAAGUAUUACCUCAGGGAAGCAAAGAGGCGUGACUCUCAAGGCAGGCAACCCCCCAUUCACCCCCCACCGCGCCCACAGAGGGAGAGGGUGGGCCGGCUGAGGAGUCUGCGUCGGACUGAACCGCUACUUCCGCACCCAGCGCAACACCUUCGCCACAUUUUAGUCGCAUGCCUCCCGUUUCGAAAAAACCACUGAUUUUAUUUAAUUUAUUUAAUUUAAACCCUCCCUUUCCCUUCACAUAGAGCAAUACAUAGAUACCUCAUUUGGCUUCUGCUGUAUUUUAAUUUUGUUGUGUUUUUAUUUAUUUUUAUUCUUUCUGUACUUUUUCUGGCAUUACUAAUUGAGAAAACCACCCUUUUGAUGGAGACCUAAAGGGAACACAGUAUGGUAAGGAUACCUUCUCCUUGGUAAAAAGUGCCAUUUGCAACUGAUGUAGUUUUAAUUGCUUUGAACAUGAUUUGGAAAACCUUGAGUAUUCAGAAAAGGGGCUCUUUAAGACUGCACAGGGAGCCUUGCGUGACAAUGCAUUCGCAACAAAUCUUCCUCCUUAUAAGAAAAAAAAAUGUGAAGAGCCCAAUCCUUUUGCUGCCUCUAUGAAGACUGUUUACAGGUAUCUUUGUGUUAUGUUGUGUGUUAAGAAAAAAAAUGUUGGUUCUGUAAUUUGCCUUUAAAGCACAGAUGUGAAGAACCACUUACUUGGGAAUUAUUUCCUCUUGAUGAACUCCAGAACAAACUUCAGACUGCAGCUCAAUCCAACGCACCAGAUGCCAUAAAGCCUCCUGUUCUCCAUUGUAUUUUAUUAUUGUUUUUUUCUUCUUGCACUGUGAAACAACGCGAUUUGGACACACCCAGGUUUCAGUUUUGCAAGGACAAAGGGGCGUGCCCUUUCCCCCUGGAUUUUAGGAACGACCAAUCAUUACUCUUUCAGUGAUGGCGAAGCAUGGAGACGUCACUGCCUUUUCAACACUUGAACAACCACUCUUUUCACAGAGGAUGGCGCUGACCCGAAUUAACAUAGAACUCGCUCAGGGUUUUUGCCAAAUUUAUCCGGAAGGAGUUGUGAGGAGGCGGGGCGCCUUUCUUGUUAGGCCCCGUCUCCUUUUAAAGUCAAAACGAAAGUAAGAUUCACAGAAGCCCCCUCUUGGACUGUCUCAUUACCAUAUGUGAACAUGCAACCUGGAAGACUGCUACUGAUGCCUUAAAACUAUGCACAAAGCUAAGUGACCAAACCAGCUCUUAAUUUCAUCAAGUGCAUCGUGUCUUGUUCUCUUAAUGCACUGUACAACUGUUUGCCUUUGGUGUGGAAAAUUAGACUUUUUUUAACAUUGGAAAAAUUGAUGAAUGAUUAUUUUUAACAUCAAACAUUCCAUAUUUUCAUUUUUGGUAUUGUUUUGAUUCUGUACAGAUGACACAGUUGUGGUCCUGUUUUUUUUGUUUUUAAUUUUAUUUUAAACGAUGCCAGGUGCUUUUCUUAUUUUAGCUAAUUUGUAUUUUUCUUGUAAUUGCUGUAAGACUGUUGAUAAACCUGUUUACAAUUUGUUGUAACAGCCAUUUUGGGGAGAAGACGUCCGUGUCAAGC
Messenger RNA from Megalops cyprinoides (Indo-Pacific tarpon), 3880 nucleotides. RefSeq names its product phosphodiesterase 7A (gene pde7a). Gene Ontology annotation, molecular function: 3',5'-cyclic-AMP phosphodiesterase activity. The coding region runs from base 879 to 2333 and encodes 484 amino acids. The record is from RefSeq and is a predicted model, not a curated record. The transcript is spliced from 13 exons. Lineage: Eukaryota; Metazoa; Chordata; Actinopteri; Elopiformes; Megalopidae.